GUCAAACGAAAUGCUGAAGCUCAAGCGUAAGGAACGUCGCAUAGCUGCCUGGACGCAGCUCCAGUCGGGAUUAGCCGGAAAGCACCCAAGCAACUGGAAUCUUACACAGCAGCUGCACAAAUCGAAUGCAGAGCAACUGCAUCAGGAGCUGCGAUUCCUCUUGAUCAUCUGCGUGAUAUUCGGAAGUGCACCAAUUUCCGUCUUGCCCCGCUGUUCGAGUCGCUUUUACGACGUCAUGCAGUAUUGCUGGUUAUUCCUGCUCUACAUUUGGCUCUGCUUCCUCGCCUACUUGGAGCUGAAUGAUUCAAGUGGUAUUCUGAAUAAUUUGGAGAGAAACUUUUAUAUAUUUGAGUCAAUUACCUACCUCAUGCAUAUACCCUGCGUUGUGAUUGUUAGCCUGAGCUGGAAGCGACGCAUUGGCCAGGUGUUCGACACGAUUGGCAAAUUUGACUUGGCUAGUGGAUACAUUGUGAAGCGCAAGAAGAUCCGUCGCUUCGUGCACUUUCAACUCUUCCUGUUGUUCAUCUUCGUUAGCUGCGCCAUACCCAUUGUGUUUUUUAAUAGUGAUGUAACCACUUGGAAAUCGAUCUGCAGUUGGCACACCUACGUCGUACCCAACACCAUGACUGGCUUCUCUUUUGUACUCUACUACACCUUGAUGGAGGGCAUCUGCCGUCGGCUGAAGCGAUUGGUUAAAGCUUUGCAUGCGGAGCUUCAGCGUGGGAUUUCCAUGCGACGAGGUGCACUCCAGGAAUUGCGCUGGCAACACCGAAACCUUCUUCACUUUUAUAAAGUUCUCAAUCAAACCUAUGGCCUCUCAAUUUUGCUGCUCUACUCGAGCUCUUUGAUUAAUUUCAAUACGAAUUUGUUCCUCUUCUAUAAAGCGGUUGAGAAUUCUAGUAAUGCACGCUGGAACUGGUGGUGUUACAAUAUAUUAUUUCUGAUUAUGCAUACGUCCAAAAUGUUUUAUAUUCUCUAUUUUAAUAACAACGUCCAGCGAGAGCAAACCAACUGCCUAACGUUGUUGACCACUGUUCAUGGUAUUAAUGGAGAUUUGAUUGAAACCAUAGAUCACUUUGUAUUGCAGUUGCAGGACAAUGUAAGAGCGCAUGUGGCCUGCGAUCUUUUCGAAUUGGACUACAAACUUAUACCAGCGGUAUUUGUACGCACAUUUCAGUCAAUGUUGUUUUCUAUCAUUUUAUAUAUUCCAGCUGCUCAUGAUAACCACCAGUUUAUUUAUAUUUCUACUCCAAUACGAUGUGACAUUUCAAGCACUGGCUCAUGCUAAUGAAGAAAGCCUAAAAAUAUAGAGCAUCGCGCGCCAAACUUAUCGAAAUUCUGUUGAUUAUUUGGC
Messenger RNA from Drosophila arizonae, 1354 nucleotides. It is a transcript of the gene Gr59f, whose product is annotated as Gustatory receptor 59f. Gene Ontology annotation, biological process: sensory perception of taste; male courtship behavior; chemosensory behavior. Lineage: Eukaryota; Metazoa; Arthropoda; Insecta; Diptera; Drosophilidae. The record is from RefSeq and is a predicted model, not a curated record. Gene Ontology annotation, cellular component: membrane; neuronal cell body; dendrite.